AUGACAUGCCAGGCGUUUAGUGCAGCGGACUCUUUCACCACGCUGGCAGGAGACUCGUCUGCCCUGCCUCUGCUCAUGCACCAUGCCAGCACUGGGGAAUGCCUGCCCGUCAGCAGCCACGCCAGCAACAUGGUGUCUGCAGUGUCCUCCGGUCUGUCUCUGGUCCAGUCCUCCAAGCGCUCUCACAUGCACCUGUCCACCUCGGCCCUUGGCAACACAUCAGCUGGUCUGCACUAUCCCAUGCCUCCUUGUCACUAUAGCAACCAGCAGACCACAUACGGGAUGAUGGCAGCACAGGAGAUGCUCUCGGCCAGCAUCUCACAGACCCGUAUUCUACAGACUUGUAGCAUGCCCCACCAUAACAUGGUCAACGGAGCCAACUCAUUACAAGGCGGUUUGGCCCCAUGCCUGUACAAGUUCCCGGAGCACAGCCUGGGAGGGGGGCCAUGCGCACUGAGCCACAGCUUCCCCCCGCUGCCCCAGGCGCUGCUCACGGACGAGACGUGUCUGGGCGACAUCAAACAAGAGCUGCGCAGGAAGAGCCGGCCCCCAGAGGACCCUCCUGACAUGGACUCACCCCAGAUCCGUGAGCUGGAGAAGUUUGCUAAUGACUUCAAACUGCGCAGGAUCAAGCUGGGUUACACCCAGACCAAUGUGGGUGAGGCCCUGGCUGCGGUGCACGGCUCGGAGUUCAGCCAGACCACUAUCUGCCGCUUCGAGAACCUUCAGCUCAGCUUCAAAAACGCCUGUAAGCUGAAGUCCAUCCUGGCCAAGUGGCUGGAGGAGGCAGAGCAGGCUGGAGCUCUGUUUAAUGAGAAGAUGGGCAUGCACGAGAGAAAGCGGAAGCGGAGAACAACCAUCAGUAUGGGGGCCAAAGAGGCCCUGGAGAGAAAUUUUGUGGAGAAGAACAAGCCGUCCUCACAGGAGAUCGUGCGCAUGUCAGAGGGGCUGCACCUGGAGAAAGAGGUGGUGCGCGUCUGGUUCUGUAACCGCAGGCAACGGGAGAAACGCGUCAAAACCAACCUGCACCACAGCUCUUUCUUCAAUAAAGAAGCUCACUCCUGUAGGUAGACAUCAUCUCUGACUCCUCUGUGAAGACUUUGCCAUGGCACAGGAAAAAUAAACCUCAGGAAUAUUGGUGCCAAAGCUAUGGAAAAAUAGGUUAAGCUUUGAACUAUUGUGAGCAACUACAAGGGUGGACUACAAUAUGGUGGCGUAGUGUUAGCUUCACUUGGAUGCUGGAUAUAUAAAAAACGUGAACUUCAGUUGAUACAGAGCGUACUGUUUAUUCUCAAAAAGCAUUGUGUGCCAAAUUAUGUUUGAUCCAAACUGUUCUCAAAUGCAUUUCAUGUUUACACAAUCCCUAAUUAUGUCAUAAUGACAAUCCCUGUCUAUUUAAUUAUGAUACUACAUUUCACAUGGUCUUCAUAAUAACGGAUUGUUAGUAUAUUUAAAAAAAAAAAAAAAUCUAAUAUAUGGUAUUAAUAUGUAGUUUGAUAUUAGAAAAGUACAAAAUGAUUUUGAAACAAAUGGCAUUUCUAUGCAUCUCUUGUGCGUACCUGUAUCAGUAUGAUGCAGUAUGCAUUAUGAUUAAACACAUUAAUAAAAGACUUGGCUUCUCUUUUGUGUUGCAUUAUGAAUUCUGAAUGAAUUUCAUGGAUUUUUAAUGGAGAACCGAUUUAGGUAUUAUCUUCUUCAUGCACCCCUAGCAUUCACACAAUACUGUACAGAAUGUAUAGUUCAUCAACUCAAAUGUUUAAUAUGGUACAGUACAGUAAUAUAUACCAUGAGCCCCAUCUAUUCGAACAGAUUCAGUAUUAAAACCUUUUUGGAAAGAUUUGUUGGAUGUAGUCAAGCCCUUGGCAGCCUCUACCCCUCCAUUUCACGAGAGGCUUCACCCUAACACAGCAAGCUGCAUACAGAAUGGAAUAGAAGAAUUCCCCACAGUGAAUGAUCUCCAAGAUAAUAUACUGGUCCAGGUGCUUAGCCCAGGACAGCUGUUCUAGGUUUAUGUCACACAUCCAUAGUAAGACGUCUCUCUUGGAUAAUGAAACUCUCAAGUCCUCACUCUCUCUGUACAUCUUCACCUGGGGAUGUUAUCCUACGU
Clupea harengus (Atlantic herring) is the source of this 2107-nucleotide messenger RNA. It is a transcript of the gene pou1f1, whose product is annotated as POU class 1 homeobox 1. Gene Ontology annotation, biological process: regulation of transcription by RNA polymerase II. Lineage: Eukaryota; Metazoa; Chordata; Actinopteri; Clupeiformes; Clupeidae. The record is from RefSeq and is a predicted model, not a curated record. Gene Ontology annotation, molecular function: DNA-binding transcription factor activity, RNA polymerase II-specific; RNA polymerase II cis-regulatory region sequence-specific DNA binding.